Messenger RNA from Rosa chinensis, 1465 nucleotides. RefSeq names its product WAT1-related protein At5g07050. Bases 66 to 1172 code for a protein of 368 amino acids. The record is from RefSeq and is a predicted model, not a curated record. Lineage: Eukaryota; Viridiplantae; Streptophyta; Magnoliopsida; Rosales; Rosaceae. The transcript is spliced from 7 exons. Gene Ontology annotation, cellular component: plasma membrane. Gene Ontology annotation, molecular function: transmembrane transporter activity.
UGCUCUAGCUACCAGCUUGUCAAGAACUGAAACAGGAUAAGGAAGAAGAGGGACUAGAGGAAAUUAUGGCACAAGAGCCAAGUUCCCAUGUGGGAACUUACAAGAGGUUCAAGCCACACCUCCUCAUGGUUUUAUCUCAAGUGGCCUACGCAUUUCUCUAUUUCAUUACAGAAGCUUCCUUCAAUCAUGGGAUGAACCCUCAUGUCUACAUAACUUAUCGACAUAUCGUGUCUGGCAUAAUCAUGCUCCCUUUUGCCUAUUUUCUUGAAAGAAAAGACAGACCAAAGCUCACAUUUGCUCUUUUCUUGGAACUUUUUGUUAUUUCUUUUCUGGGGAUAGGUUUGACUUUAAACAUGUACUUUGCAAGCUUAAGAUACACCUCUCCAACAUUCCUUGCAUCAAUGAUCAACACCAUAGCUUCCCUCACCUUUGUGAUUGCAGUUUCACUCAAGUUGGAGGUUCUUGAUCUUCUAAAUCCUCGUGGAUUAGCAAAAGUUUUGGGCACCAUAGUCUCCUUAGCCGGUGUAAUGACCAUGACUUUGUACAAAGGACCUAUUAUGAGAAACUUGUGGAGUCCACUAAUCCAUAUUCAAGGAAAAACUUCCAUCCAUGAGAACUGGUUGAAGGGUUCAAUUCUAACUGUUGCUAGCUGCAUAACAUGGUCUUUAUGGUACAUUAUGCAGGCAGUCACAUUGAAAAGAUAUCCUGCACAACUAUCAAUGAUAACAUGGAUGAGCUUCCUAGGGGCAGCACAGUCAGCUGUCUUUGCAGUUUGUAUAGAACAUAAACGAGCUGCUUGGACAGUUGGAUUCAACAUUGACCUCUGGUGCAUUUUGUAUUCUGGAGGGGUGUGCUCUGGCCUAGUACUCUUUAUUCAACUAUGGUGCACAGUAGAGAAAGGACCUGUCUUUGUGACCAUGUUUGAUCCCGUCUCAACAAUAUUGGUGGCAAUUCUAGCAUACUUUGUGCUUGGUGAAAGACUCUAUAUUGGCAGCAUAGUAGGCGCAGCUAUCGUCAUUGUUGGCCUAUACUUGCUGUUGUGGGGAAAAGAAGGUGAUGAAGUUUACACCGCUAAGUCUGAAGAGUCUGAUCAGACAAAUGAAGAGGAGAAAGAUAACAAUAUGCCGACGAUUUCUUCAGUCAAGAAGGAUGCAUUACAUGAUCAACCAUGAAGAAUUAGAUCAUUCCCUUGGAAACCACUGAGAAGCACAUCAUGAAUCAAAAUUCAACACCAAUAAAACCUAAAACACGGAAAUGAUUCACUGAAGUUGGCAAGAAGAGCCAAGGAGCAGGAGAAACAGAGAAUGCCGACUGUUAGUUACUAUUAACUCCCAACUGUAAUUUUCACAGAACUCUUUGUUUGAUUUGUUUAUGGUAUUUGGACUUCAUUUAUUCAAGAAAAUCCUAGGCCAUGUAUUCAAAUUGAUUUGCCGGUACCGUGGUAUAAAUUAUGGUCACAAAGUCA